UAUUAGGUUUGCCGAAAUAGAGACUCAACCGCCCCUUCUAAAAUUCCUUUCCCCAAUCUUUUCCGCUUUUUCCAGAAUCGCAAAAAACGCUAUUUCCACUCCAAGGUACAACCAAUGGAAACGUCUUCCAGAAACAGAUCCUCGCACGGUACAACCCUCCACAGCCACUUCCAGCGCUCCCUCUCCCCCUCCGGCCGAUUCUUCCCCUCCUCCAUCUCGGCGUCUUCCGCCGCGACGUUCUCCGCCCGCUCCGAUCCCCGCACCGGAUCCGACUCCGUCCUCGCCCGAUCCACCAGCCCUACCCGCGUCAGCCUCGGCAGAUCCGUUUCCCCGUCUUCCUCCGUCCGAUUCUCCGCUCCCCGGAGGCAUCCGAUCGCCUCUCACCACCAGAAGCAGCAGCAGAGCCACCGCUCCCUGCCGAAGAAGACGUGCAUGUGCUCCCCUACGACGCACCCAGGCUCAUUCCGGUGCAGCCUCCACAAGAACAGCAUCGUCCCCGGCUACGGAAGCCAGGCGUCGCCGUCGCCGUCGUCGUAUCGGUCUAGCCAUCAAUUGAAUAUGCGGCGCUCGGCGAUGACGAAUUCGCUCGUGCGAAUCGGCACGGUGGAGGGGGAUUUGGUGAAGAGAGCUCUCGCGGCGCUGAUUCGGCCGUCGUCGCACAGCUUGCGCCGGCGGCACGACUUUCAACCGCGGCCGAGCCGGCUUUCCGUCAUGUCGAAAGCCGAUGGGUUAUAAUUUGAGGAAAAAUUGAUUUCUGUCGUUUUUUGUGUACAGGACUGACUCGGUGAGUGACGCGCUGAGUGAACUCGGCCGAUUUAGCCGGUUUUUUACGUGGCUGUGGAAAUUUUGAAUUUGGAAAACCCUCUUUGUGUGAGUUCUGCGGUUGUAGUAAAUGAACUCAUAGCGGUUUUCCUUUUUUUAUUUUAUAUUUUAUUUUUUCUCUAUUUUAUUAGCGGUGAAUUGGUAUAUGAUUGAGAAUGGGGUUGAUAGUAAAAUUUAAGAUUUUAAAUUAAAAGCAAAUCUAAUUCUGAAUCAUGUUUGAGCAGAUUUGCUGCAAUUUUGGGAAAUUUGUAAAUAUAGAAUUUAAGUUCA
Salvia hispanica is the source of this 1092-nucleotide messenger RNA. RefSeq lists its product as uncharacterized. The record is from RefSeq and is a predicted model, not a curated record. Lineage: Eukaryota; Viridiplantae; Streptophyta; Magnoliopsida; Lamiales; Lamiaceae.